AUGUCGAAUAAUUCAUCUUUGAUUGAUCAUAACAAUGGUCUUGAUUACAUUCUUCUCUUUCGUUUGAUCGUAUGGGGUUACGUUGGAAUGGUGCUGAGUCUAUUCGGUAUCGUCGGAAAUAUCAUUACGAUUCUCGUACUUAUAUCACCAUCGAUGCGCACAACAUCAACAAAUAUCUAUUUAACAGCCAUCUCAUGUUCAAAUAUACUAUUUCUUCUCAUUUUUAUUCCAUCGUAUUCGAUAAGAUAUUUAAUAGGCUAUCGAUUAUAUAUCACCAAUCAACCUCCAUUCGCAUUCGAACUUUUACUUACACGUUUACCUACAACACCCAUAUAUAAUACGAUUACGCUUUCGAUUAUCUAUUUAACGAUAGCAGUAUCGAUGGAUCGUCUAAUCUUAGUGAAAGUUCCAUUGAAAGCGAAAAAAAUUUUGACACCACGCACGACAAUGAUUGCCAUUGCAUUAAUAUACUCAUUCUCUAUUCUCUAUUGUAUUCCUUACUGGCUGGAGCAAGAGUAUAAACCUGAACUGAAACAAUGCCGUUUGACUCACAUCGGGAGGAAGAUCUACAAAUACACUCGGAUCUAUAUUUACAUACCCGUUGUUUACUUGAUACCGUUUACAACAUUGACAUGUAUAAAUAUAUCUAUCAUUAUUAAUUUAGUGGCUAAUAAACGUCGGAAGAAAUCUUUGGCUGCCAAAACAAAUAAGAAGAAGCAAGCGGAUUAUCACAUAACCUUGAUGCUCGUGGCUGUAAUUAUCGUUUUUGUUUUAUGUCAAAUGCCGUUGUUAGUAUUGAACGCUUGGCAUGCGAUUGAUUCUCACGGUUCGUCCGAGAGUAUACUAUUUCACUCGUUGAAUACUAUUGGAAUAUUGUUAUUAGUUUGCAAUACUUCGACGAAUUUCUUGUUGUAUUGUUUCUUUGGAGAAAAAUUUCGUAAAACAUUAGUUCGAUUCAUUUUCAACUUAUUUUUAAAUCCGAGUAAACAAACGAAUUUACACUCCCGAAUUUCCAAACUAGCCGAUAGUGAAACGCGAGGCUCUCGACCAACAAGAACAUCGAACAAUCUUACAUCUGAAUCGGCAAUUUCCAAGCGAAAAUCAACUGAACUUAGUCAAGGAGUUCCUUCCGAGACAUCGAAACAUAGUGCCGUAUUGAUACCAACAACUAUUCCUGAAGAAUCCAGUCCAUUAUUCACAGAUGCGGAAUGCAACUCAACUGACGAGAAAGCUUCUCCAAGUAAAUCUGAUCAAAAAUUCAAUUUGUACACAUAUACAAACGGCAAACAAUUAUUAGUAUUAAAGAUCUAA
Molecule: messenger RNA, 1311 nt
Organism: Adineta ricciae
Lineage: Eukaryota; Metazoa; Rotifera; Eurotatoria; Adinetida; Adinetidae
Source: the annotation of a GenBank genome assembly